AUGGCAUUUUGUUCGUCGCCGUGACAAAAGACGCAAACGAGCAAGUUUUUCCGUUGGCAUUUGGUGUCGGGCCGAUCGAGAAUGAUGAGUCAUGGAAGUGGUUCCUCUCAAAUUUGAGACAAACUUUUGGUCAGCCCGACAACUUACUAGUUGUCUCUGAUGCGCAUGUCUCCAUUGCUAAUGCUGUGAAGAGCGAGUUACCAAAUGCUACUCACGGUCUUUGCUACUACCACUUGCAGAACAAAAUUAAGGGCUACGGGCAAGCUGUUGUUGAGCUUUUCCGCCAGGCUGCAUACGCCUACACGGACUCAGAAUUUUCACGUGCAAUGUCGGCUAUGGCUCAAUUGAAGCCGGCGGCGUACGGGAAGUUGAUGCGCGUAGGCCCUGAGAAGUGGGCACGAUCACAAAGUCCGGUGACCCGUUAUAGUUUUCUUACAUCUAAUGCUGCCGAGGCUUUGAAUGCCCGUUUGUUGUGGGCCAGACGCCUUCCUAUAUGCUCCAUGCUGGAGGCAAUCAGGAUGGUUCUGGAGCAGUGGUUCAAUGACAGACUUGCGUCUGCGGAAGAGAGCGAUGACCUUCUUACUCCAGAGGCAAAACAGAAGAUAAGUGCGGAGAUCUCAAAGAGUCGUCGCUACACUGCGAAGAGGACCUCCGAGAGAAAAUACAAGGUUCGUGCUGGUGAUCGUCGCUUCAUGGUUGACCUUCAAGCGAAGAGCUGUGAAUGCAAUGAAUUCGACCUGGACGGCAUGCCGUGUUCUCAUGCGAUCGCAGCCAUUACUGAGGCGAAAGAGCCAGUGGAAGAUUACGUGGAAGCUUACUACCUGCGGAGUUCACUGGUUCAAACAUACUCCGGUCCAGUAAAUCACUUGCCUCCCUUAGAGCACUAG
This is a messenger RNA of Salvia miltiorrhiza (redroot sage), 887 nucleotides long. RefSeq lists its product as uncharacterized. The transcript is spliced from 2 exons. The coding region runs from base 327 to 887 and encodes 186 amino acids. Gene Ontology annotation, molecular function: zinc ion binding. The record is from RefSeq and is a predicted model, not a curated record. Lineage: Eukaryota; Viridiplantae; Streptophyta; Magnoliopsida; Lamiales; Lamiaceae.